AAACACUGUGAUUGCGAAAACAACAUUUAAUAAAUAAUAAAUAAUUAAUAAAGGAAUUACCAGUUUUGGAAUUGAGUCAACACACAAUUUAAAAAAAAAUAUAUAUUCAAUUACGAUACGAUACAUAAAACAAUUUAAACAUCUUUAAAACGAGCACUUUCGGUAUCAUAUAAUAAUUUAAGUUAACUGCAAUUUUAUAUACUUACAUAAAUAUGCUUGUUUGCCUUAAAUUACAUUCGUAUGGAAUAAAUUCAACAAAAUAAUUGAACUUAUCUCAAGCAAUAACAACAAAUUAUUGUCUAAUUCUUAACGUUAAAAGCAAAUUAUCAUCAUCCGGAUGUAGGGGGAAACUGGCGCAAGGCUGUCAUUUGCAGGCAAUGCACCGACUUGCGAAUCGAUUGGGUGGACCUGGCCUAAGAUGGGGAGCUUGCUGUUUGCAGCUUUAUUCAUAGCGCUACAUUUUGCCACCGGCGGCCUUGGCAACCCUGAUGCAAAACGUUUAUACGACGAUCUUCUUAGUAACUAUAAUCGGUUAAUCCGACCAGUUGGCAAUAACUCUGAUCGUUUAACGGUCAAAAUGGGUCUUAGAUUAUCACAAUUGAUAGAUGUUAACUUAAAAAACCAAAUUAUGACAACAAAUGUGUGGGUGGAACAGGAAUGGAAUGAUUAUAAACUUAAAUGGAAUCCUGAUGACUACGGAGGCGUCGAUACCCUUCAUGUACCAUCCGAACACAUAUGGCUUCCAGAUAUUGUCUUGUAUAAUAACGCCGACGGCAAUUAUGAAGUGACAAUAAUGACGAAAGCAAUUUUACAUCAUACGGGUAAAGUUGUAUGGAAACCUCCUGCUAUUUAUAAAUCGUUUUGUGAAAUAGACGUUGAAUACUUUCCAUUUGAUGAACAAACAUGUUUCAUGAAAUUCGGAUCAUGGACUUACGAUGGAUAUAUGGUUGAUUUACGUCAUCUAAAACAGACUGCCGAUUCGGAUAACAUUGAAGUUGGCAUCGAUCUACAGGAUUAUUAUAUAUCAGUCGAAUGGGAUAUAAUGCGAGUGCCAGCAGUACGAAACGAAAAAUUUUAUAGUUGUUGUGAAGAACCUUACUUGGAUAUUGUGUUUAAUUUAACAUUGAGACGUAAAACACUUUUUUAUACCGUUAACUUAAUAAUACCUUGCGUGGGUAUAUCAUUUUUAUCAGUACUUGUAUUUUAUUUGCCAAGUGAUUCAGGUGAAAAGAUUUCACUCUGUAUUAGUAUUCUUCUAUCGUUGACUGUGUUUUUUUUGCUACUCGCCGAAAUUAUACCCCCGACGUCCUUAACAGUACCAUUGCUUGGAAAAUAUUUGCUGUUUACUAUGAUGCUGGUCACUCUUUCUGUAGUUGUGACAAUUGCUGUACUCAACGUCAACUUUAGAUCACCUGUAACGCAUAAAAUGGCACCAUGGGUGCAAAGGCUGUUUAUUCAGAUCUUACCCAAAGUCCUAUGCAUUGAAAGGCCGAAAAAGGAUGAAGGAAGUGAAGAUGAACAGCAGCCCGAAGUGUUAACAGAUGUAUUUCACUUACCCCCAGACGUCGAAAAGUUCGUUAAUUAUGACACAAAACGGUUUAGUGGAGACUAUGGAAUUCCUGCUUUACCCACUCAUCGUUUUGAAAUAGCUCCUUCUGGCAUCAUAGGCCCAUGUUUUGGUGAUCCUCCGUUGCCAUCAGCACUGCCUCUACCUGGUGGAGAUGAUGACCUCUUUAGCCCAUCAGGUAAUGGUGAUAUAAGUCCUGGCUGCUGUGCUGCCGAUAUUAGUCCUACGUUCGAUAAACCAUACGCAAGGGAAAUGGAAAAGACAAUAGAAGGCUCUCGGUUCAUUGCGCAACAUGUUCGAAACAAGGACAAAUUUGAGAGCGUGGAGGAAGACUGGAAGUAUGUUGCAAUGGUUUUGGACCGCUUAUUUCUUUGGAUAUUCACAAUAGCGUGUAUUCUUGGCACAGCAUUAAUUAUAUUACAAGCACCUAGUUUAUAUGAUCAUUCACAGCCAAUAGAUAUUUUGUAUUCAAAAAUAGCUAAGAAAAAAUUCGAAUUGCUAAAAAUGGGCAGCGAAGACGUAUAGCGACCACUUGGGUUCGCAGCCGGUUGGUGGAAUAUGAUCCAAGGCUGGUUGCGAACUCUGUUUGAGGCUCGUGACGAUGACAGAGGAUAAUAUCCAAUGAAUUUAAUUGCCACAUCGUCGUCUCUCACGACGAUGUCGCCUUCAUUUUCUUCUUCAUCGUUGUUUAAUCCUAUUACUGAGUCACCAUCGUCUUCGCAGCCAUUGUUAUCCUUUUCAUCGUCAUUACAACCACUUGCAAGCCACACUUGAUAAAUUAAGAAAUAGGUUAUUAACAUAUAAUAUAUAAUUGGAAAGGAUGUACGAGCUGUAAUUCAAUUUCAAUAGCAUGAACAAAAACCAUCAGAAGAGAAUAGCCCCUGACAGGUUUCCGUACAAGAAAAAUAAAAAAUAAAAAAAAUAAACAAAACAAAAACAAAAAUAAAUAAAAACAAUCUGUAAAUAUUAGAAUAUUUGAGUGAAUAAGAUACUAUAUUCACAGAUUAUGUAUUCACUUACCUAUUGUUAGCUUUAAAAAUUGAAUAUUUCUUCACUUGAAUGGAAUACUGUGUGCUGUGUGUUAUUGUGUUGUGCGGAAUUGUUUUUGUUCAUGCUAUUGAUUAAAAAAAAACAGUUAAGUUGUUAAGGUAAUUUUAACAAAAAAAAAAAAACAUAAAAACAAAAAUAUUAUUCAAAAACGUAAUAAUAGACUAAAACUUUUGUUCGAAUAAAGGGAAAAAAUACUUUUUUAGUUCUGAUAUUAUUUUUUUCGAAAGUAUGAUGAAAGACGAAACACAAACAUUCACAACCAUUACAAUAUUUCGCUAUAGUAUUAUUCAGAAAACGGGGUUUAUAAAAAGCUAAAUAGCAGCAAAAGUAUAGACGACAGAGACACAAUGGUUAAAGAGUUAAGAGUUGCCUUCAAAAGGAAGCAAAGGAAGGCGAAUGAUUUUUAUUAUAUUUGUAUGAAAUUUAUUAAGAUUUUUAAUAAACGAACUCGAUGUACAUUUGUAUAUAUAUACAUAUGUUUAGUUUUCAUAAAAAAUAUCUGUUUUUCAUUUUAUUUUGUUCUUAAAACUCUUACACAUAAUAUUUAGAUCAUAAUUUAGACAAACGGAUGUAGUAGGUAACGCCUUUUAAGUGCAGCGAUUAAAAUUAUCAUUAUGGGUUUCGAACAUGUACCUACGUUACAGUGUCGUGAUUUGUAUAGGUUUUUGAUUAUGUUUUCAAUUGGAACUUAAUAUGCAAAAUAUGCAAAGAUUCUUAUUCAAUCGAAUAUAAAAAGGAAAUUUUUAUAUUUCAUCACACUGACCCUUUUUAUAUACAGAAGUUCUAAUGCCAUUUCAGGAGUUGAAUGUAUUUUCGCCAUUGAGUUUUGCUAUCUUAAAAUUAAUUAAACGAUCUGGAUGACCCUAUUUUUUUGUAAAAACUAAUUUUUCACUUUAACUUUGCAAAAAUGUUUAGCAAAAAGUCCGCUCCUCAUUGCUUCUAGUUUCAAAAACGAAAUUCAGAUUCAAGUGCCUGGUUGAAACAAAUUAUUUAAUGUACAUAUGUACAUAUGUAUGUACUAGGUAAAGCUUGUUUAGUUAGUUAGUUGAGGAGUCACAAUUCUAGGUUCUUUUGACAAUCUUGUCGAAAAUAAACAUCUACUGAGAAUACAGCAGACAAAAAGACUAAUACAAAUCUUUUCAAUAAAUCAAAAGUUGAUUAAUAUCAAAGUUUUGCAUUUAAAAAACCAUCAAAUAAGAAUAAUAAGAUGAUGAAAAUCAUUCUUCAGACUGAUAAAUAUACUUACAAGAAGUUGCUAUUUAAAGAAAUAAAAUUCAAUAUUUAUCAUUCCCCUUCUAAGACUAUUCAGCCCAAGACCUCGAAAUUCCAGGAAUGCUCAUCAGUUAACCCUUGAGCUCAAUUUCGAACGUACUGCCAAGUAAAUAUAGAGAUUCUUUUUUUAACCACGCAUCUAGAAUGUUGAACCCAACUCCGUCAUAUUGAUAUUCAAAACUUUACACCAAUGUGUACCAGUAUCUCCUUUUAAAUCCCUGGAGAGCCUGUAUUGUAUACAAAUAUAAAAGGUAGAGCUCAAUAUUAUGACACUGACAUGUUUCAAUAGUUUCAAAUAUGUUUAAUACAUGUUGAAAACUAUUGACUUAUUGUCUAAACAUAAUUUAUUAAAAAAAAAAAACAAAGAGAUAUCACAUGUUUUCUAUUCUGUUUAUAUCUUUGAUAUGUUUAUGUCUUGAAAAUGCAUUUUCAUCAAUAAGAAUGGGGUAUUGAAUUAACUUAAUAUUAUAUUUACAAGGUAGACUGGUUCCACUCUCAGAAGAAUUCAAUCAGUAUGUUAAAUUUUUAAGGUACUGGUUUGAAGGUACGGUUUUGCUCUUUUACAUAAAUAUGUAUCCAUAAAUAUGACUAAACUGUUUUCUACUUUGAUUUUUGUAUUAUUUUUGUUCUUUUAUAUUUUCCUCUGCAAAUUUAAUUAUAUUAUUAUUCAAAAGUGUAACAAAACUCCUUGAGCUUUGAGGCUAAGAUUUGAAAAACUUUUUAUUCUUAAACAUAUCCACCACACAUAAUAACACUUAAUAACUUUUGUUAGUAAAUCGAUUUAAAAAAAUAAAUUUCAGCUUACUGAUAUGUGUUCAAUUUUUUAGGAAUUCAAAAAUGGCAUAUGUACUUAAAGUUUCUUAUCGUUGUUUUGUUGUAAGAUUUUUAAAGAGUUAACAGAAUUAAUGUUUAUAUGGAGGGAUUCAUUUUAUUUGUUUUGCAGUGUUCUGUUUUACCUUUUUUAAAAAAUGGUUUUUACGCUGGUUGCUGGUUUCAAAUGAAAUAUUUUUAUAAAGUGCGUAAAGUUGGAUUUAAAACAUCUAUAUAUUUGUAUAUUAUUUUUUGGUUCUUAAAUACACAUACAGCUUCUUAUGACUUCGUUUGUUAAGUAAAGUGUUUUUUUCCUGGGUAUUUUCCUGUAUACUGGGAUUCAGGUCACGCUAUCGAAUCUAUCCACAGUCAAAUUUAAAUGAACUGAAAAUUACAGCCUGCACAAAAAUUGCACAAUUUCAUUAUGUAUAUAAUAUGUAUUAAAUAUAUGAAGCAUUCAAGAAUUCUGUCCUUAUAUCCCAGUCCCUGUGAAAGGAAAGUACUUCAAUAGCUACAUUUAUUAAAGUACUGAUUUUCUAAGAUUGAUUUUUGUAUUUUAGUUUAUUUUUUCUUUCUGUAAAAAUGUAUGCUUAUAAGUGUUGUGACACAUUUAGUAAUAAAAAAAUAAUAUUACAAAAGUAUGUUAAAGGUUGAAAACCAUAUUCACUUGUUUCCAAAUUAAACAUAUGUAUGUAUGUAUAUCUUUAUGUUUAUUACAUCUAAGCCACUUAAUAUUAAAUUUAAUAAAACUAUUAUGCUUAAACACAAAUAAAAAAAAAUAUUAGAAACCUUUAAAUAAUAUACAUUUGAAUAAAAGACAAUGGAAAACAUAUACAGUUAACAUUUUAAAAAAAAAUUAGAUAAAAUAAGUAACUUAAAUCAGAAGAAAAUAUUUAAUAAAAAUAUUAUAGUUAAAUAAGCAAAACUGCUAAAAAUAUUUUUUUUACUUAGUAUCUGAGUAUAAUUAUCCAUUACAUAUUAUUCUCAUUAUUAUUCGUUAUCUUAUAUCAUUUCUUUUCAGCAGCAUUUUCUGUUCUCUUAAAACUUAUUUACAAAUGAUUUCAAAUUAAGUAUAAACCUUCUCAUGUUUUAUUUAUUGCAUAAUUUUUCUUACUCACACAAAGCUCCGUAUACUUCAUAGAAUAGCAUGUUUGAGGUUAAUCUCACUCAAGUGCAAGGUUUUAGUCGACCUAGUAUAUUUAUAAUAUCUUUUAAUUUUUAGUUAGUAAGAGCAUCUACAAACUAUUUAAAGCAAAUUAAACAUCGUGCUAUAACAUUUAAGAGGGACUUGUCUUUUCACUGUCUUACAAGCUCCAUAAACGAACGCUUUUUUAAACACAUAUUAACUAUUUUUCAAUGAUAAGAGUGCAAUUUAUAGUGUGAACCGUGGCUGGAGUGCAUUCAAAACAGUUUUAGUAUAAUACAGUAUUUUGCGGAUAUAAAAAACUCCCAAAUCAAUUUAAAAUCCAAAGAAGCAAUUUACUUUAAGAGAACAGAACCUUUUGCAAACAUUUUUAUUUGUCCAUUAUUGCGGUACCAACCUCAAUGAAAGCUUUCCAUUUUCUAGUGCAGUUUUGAAAAGACUUUAAACAAGCUGUAAAAAUUUUGACAAUUUAAUUAAAAUUUUACUUUUCGCUUGUUGUUCGUGUUUCUUCGUCAUCGAAGAAUUUUGAUCUUUUCAACUUUAAAAGUUUUCAGACAAUUCAUACUACAUGAAGAUUUACUUUGUUUUUCAGACUUUCUUAUAUUCGUGUUGCACUGUAUGUUACAUGAAGCAUGAAGUUAAGAAAUAGCAGCAAGUUGAACUUAUUUGGUAUCAAUUCUAAGUAACUUGAUCCUUUUUUAUAUUCGGAUCAGGUAAAGUAUUAAAGAAAAACAGUAGUUAGAACUUUACAUUUAAAGCCAUCAUUUUCUAGCUGAGAGCAGAUUGAUCAUUUUCAUUUCGAAAAGAAGUAUUUAUGAUUUCAUUAUACGGCUAAGUCACACUAGCGUCACACGAACUUAACUUAAAGCACUUCAUGUCAAAAAGACUGUAGCCAAAGUUGUGAUGCUGACGUUUCAUACUAGAUGCACUGGUUGCCUAAAGAUUUAACUACUGAUACGAUUAACUUUAAAGUUAUAGGUGCUGUACUAAAGUUAUGCGAUGAUAAAAAUAUUUGAUACAUACAAAAUUGUGACAAAAUAAAUAUUUACUAACUCUCUUUAUUUUUGUUAAACUGGGAAGAUAGAUAACUUGUAAUAAUUUUUGGGGGUAUCUGUUUACCGAAAUUGAAGUUAUAAUUUAUGAAUUAUGUCAUCAAUAAAAAUAUAUUAAAAAAUUAAAAAAAAAACAUAAACAUUUCAUUAAAAAAAAGACCUUUAAAGGAGAAGAACGAUGCGCGCCGUAGCCGAAAGAAACGCCAUCGAAUUUCACUUAGUUUUGUUCCGUAUAGGUAUAUAACAGGCAAAUAAGCUAAUACAAAAUAAAUUGUAGGGAAAUAUCUGUAGGCCCAAAUAUUCAAGCCUAUCACGAAUUUCAUCGUAAUCGGAAACUUUCACGAAUUCCGAAAAACCGUAUCACGAAAUCCGUUCGGAAUGAAAAGUUGUAUUUAAUUUUCCUCCAUAAAUGUAUUUAACAGUAGUUUUUUUUGGGAUUUCUAAAAGUUUCCGAUUACGAUGGAAUUCUUGAUAGGCCUGUUUUUUCUUUAAAAACACAACUUUUUUACAAAAAGUUUAUAUAGCUUCAUUGUUUGAUAUUUCAUAAUAGAAAAAAUAACUUCCUCUCUAAAGUUUUGAAAAACUGGAAUGGGAAGUAACGAAGGGAGGCAUGGGUUGCAUUUAGCUUUUUCAUGUAGAAUUAAUAAUCUAUUUCUUUAAAGCAGAAAACAUUGGUGGUGAGCUUAUAUUAAUUCGAAGUUAUCUAUUUUACUUGCUCAUAUACCCUUUGCUUCUAAUCUAAAUAAUAAUACAAUUAUUAUGAACUAAGAUUAUUGCAGUUUCAAAUCCACCAAUUUUGUUAACUAGCGUACGAUUAAUAAACGCAAGUUAUUAUCAAUGGAAACUCUUCUUUAUUUCUUUCUUUCGAGAAGAUAAAUACAAAUAUAUGAUUCGUUUAACAUACUGCGUAAAUAUUCUGUUAUCAAUUUUUUUUAAAUCUGCAUCUGUAUUCAGUUAAAAUAAAUUAGAAAAUGUAAUCCGAAAAAUAAGGGCGCCUAUACCUACAAAUAAUGAAUAAUGAUUACUUUUCGCAAUUAAUUUCAUUUUUCACUUCAAUAACAAGUAAUUAACCUCUUUAUCCAUAACAAUGACAUGUAAUUGUAAUUUAACAAAUAAACAUUUUAAAUGCCUGUUACUGUUAUUAAAAAAUAAAAUAUACGUUUCAUUUACUUGUAAUUGUAAUUGAAAAAAUGCACCUAUGCAAUUGAAAAAUGUAAUGCAUUUAUUUAAGUUUAUAAUUCAAAGUCAAUGUAAUUGAUUUCCUCAAUUGUUUAUUUAACUAAAGCAACAUAUGCAUAAAAGAAUUCAGCAUUCAGGAAAUUAUUUUGUAAUAUGUCCCCAAAUGCAAAUGACGAAAAUAAUAUAUAAUUAAAUGUUGUUUGCUGUUUUUGAUCAUUACAUUUAUAUGUAAUUAAAUUACAUGCAAUUAGUAAUUGAAAUUCAUCAAUUACAUUUACGUAAAAUACAAAUGAUGAAUAUAAUAUAUAAUUAUAUGUUUGUGUAAUGAUAACUGGAAAAAGUUAUCAUUAUUGCUAUUUUUAAUUAUUGCAUUUAUGUAAUUGCAUUACAAGCAAUCAUCAAUUGAAAUCAAUUAAUUACAUUUUAAAGUAAUUGAAAAAGUGUAUGGAAAUUUCAAUUUGUUUGUAAUCAUUUUUUUGGAUUCUCAACUCUGACCUACAUAUACGUAGUAGGUCCAACAAAUUUAUUCUGCCUUUAAUGAUAAUAAUGAUAUUUGAUAUUAAAAAUAAAAACUUCUAAAAACAGUGCAGAUGCUUUCCUUUAAUUAUUUAUAUCUCAAAAAUCAGUAACAAAAUUUCCAAAUGCAAUUUAAACAAAAUCGAAAUUGAGUGAGUUUCCAUAGAGCAAUGAAGAUAAGUUAUUCUAAGAACAAGAAACGUUAUGGUUUGAAAAGAAAGCUAUUACCAACUUUCCAUUUUUGUUUGGUAUACGAGUAUGUACCAACCAUACAUAAGUUUUUUGAUGUUAUAAUUUACUACGAUUUAAAUACAACACAUUUUACAAAUUUCACUUAAAUUAAUUUUGUUAAGCAACAUCAUAUUCUUAAUUUCUUAAAUUUAUGUCAACGAUAUAUAUUUAACAAUAAUAUUAAUAUUUUUUUUAUUUAUAAAAGCAAACAAAGUUAGGAACUACACCCAAAAUAAACUCACGCAAUUUUUAACACAGUUAUUUUUCAUUAGCUUUUAUAAAUCCCGAAUUCGCACAGUAAGACAAUCAAAGCGCGGUUACGCUUUUAGUUCCAAAAAAUUUGAGGCCUAAUCUGCAUUAAAACAAAAAUAACAGCAUAAAAACAUUAUGUCUUAAAUACGCAAUCGCAAUUUUCUCACAGGUUGUGUUUUUUAAUAUACAUGAGUAUUUAUAUCAUUUUAAUUAUUUACAUAUUUGUUCCGUAUUGAUUGGUUAAAAUUUGGCAUUUAGCAUUAUUAUAAUUAAAUGAAUGGCCCUAGCGCAAUUUAAAUUAAUCUUAAAGUAGAUAGAAUAUAAAAAAAAGACCGUUGAAUACUGCCUAAGAAAAGAAUAAAAUGUUAAACUGAAUAAAAUACAUUAUAAAAACAAUUCAUAAAAAGAUAGUCGGAUCGAAGUUAACAUUGAGGGUAAGUUGUAUUUUAUAUGAAAAACAAAAAUAAACGAAACUGAUAAAAAUUGAUAUAUUUAUAUAAUUUAAGAGACCAGCUCUAAUGUAAAUAGUAUAGUUCAUGGAUUAUAAAUCUUAUAUUGAAGGUAAGAACUUUGCUGAUUUUGUUAAGUUUAUGACUAUUAUAAUGUUCUUAAGAAGACAUGCAAAAAAGAGGAUAAUAUCCGUAAUUAGAUUAGACGCAAAAUAUAAUUCGACUUCAAUCCCACAUUAGCUUUAUAAAGACAAAUUAUGUAAAUAUAUAGUUUUGAUUGGAUAAGAUAAAAUAAUUAUUUAUUUCACAGUACAGUUAUGAAAAAAAUAUUGCCGUUUCCAAAAAAAUAACAGACAUACGUAAAUCACAUCAUAUUUUCUAUGCGUUUUUGUUUUUAAUUUUAUUUUUUAAUUUUAUUUUUCAGACAACGAAGCAUUGUUAACAGAUGCUAUAAUAAAAAUUUGAGAUAUGUAUGUUUAUAUUCAUAUAAAAACAAAUUGUAAAUCAUAUAAAUUGACUGUUUUUGUUCACAUUUAUUUAGACAUUCAUACCUUAAAAACAGAAUAUGUGUACCCAAACUUUUAAAUUAAGUAAAUUUUGUAAAAAUGUUCAUGAAUAAAAUUAUAAGAAAAAUA
Molecule: messenger RNA, 10157 nt
Organism: Eupeodes corollae
Lineage: Eukaryota; Metazoa; Arthropoda; Insecta; Diptera; Syrphidae
Gene: nAChRalpha1
Product: acetylcholine receptor subunit alpha-like 1
Exons: 9
Coding region: 419-2092 (557 amino acids)
Biological process (GO): signal transduction; monoatomic ion transmembrane transport; chemical synaptic transmission
Cellular component (GO): neuron projection; synapse; postsynaptic membrane
Molecular function (GO): acetylcholine-gated monoatomic cation-selective channel activity; transmembrane signaling receptor activity
Source: RefSeq, a predicted model, not a curated record